CUCGUAAUGGUUCGCGUUUUUUAUGUAGUCAUUGCGAUGGACAGUGACCCGGUCAAAAUCGCGUUCGCCCGGAACAAUACUCGUGUGUACGGGGUCGAAGACCGAAUCGUCUUCUUGGUAGGUGACUUCUUUGUCGAUGCCCACUCACUGCAGACGGCAGACGGCAUCGUCACGUCACCACUAGUGAACAUGACUAAAGAGGAAAUGGUGAAGUUAACCAAAUUGGCAAGUAGGGUGGCGCCGAAAGUCUUAAUGAGGUUAACGAAGGACCAUGAAUUGUCAUAUCUGUACCAAUUAGAGAAUAAAAUAUUUAAUAAAAUUAAUACAGAACAAAUAUGUAUUGACAGGGACCCAAAUUCAAUUUUGGCUUUCCUAGGUCUCGGAAUGAAUACGAAUAAUUGUAACAGAAACGUAAAUAGGAUACAGAAGAAAGUGCUUUUGUUUUCUGAUGGGGUAUCUGUUAAUCGUCGUGUGCAUUGGAUAAGAGGUAAUAAUCUUUUUGCAUACGACGAUUACCUCAAAAACGUUGAAGAAUUCUUGAAGAGCCAAAAUCUCAACUAACAGACGAUUCCUCAAUACAACCAUUCAAUAAAAUACAUCAAGAUGAAGAAGUUAACGCCAGCUCACUGAACAUGAAAUACUUAAUCAACGAUAUUGAAGAUGAC
Sipha flava (yellow sugarcane aphid) is the source of this 665-nucleotide messenger RNA. Its product is annotated as trimethylguanosine synthase-like. Gene Ontology annotation, cellular component: nucleus. Gene Ontology annotation, molecular function: RNA cap trimethylguanosine synthase activity. Bases 7 to 561 code for a protein of 184 amino acids. Lineage: Eukaryota; Metazoa; Arthropoda; Insecta; Hemiptera; Aphididae. Gene Ontology annotation, biological process: 7-methylguanosine RNA capping; 7-methylguanosine cap hypermethylation. The transcript has 5 exons. The record is from RefSeq and is a predicted model, not a curated record.